This is a messenger RNA of Halichondria panicea, 1732 nucleotides long. RefSeq lists its product as uncharacterized. The coding region runs from base 6 to 1643 and encodes 545 amino acids. The transcript has 3 exons. The record is from RefSeq and is a predicted model, not a curated record. Gene Ontology annotation, molecular function: metal ion binding. Lineage: Eukaryota; Metazoa; Porifera; Demospongiae; Suberitida; Halichondriidae. Gene Ontology annotation, biological process: superoxide metabolic process.
UGUGCAUGCAGUUUUGCAGUGCGAAUCUUUUUGCAAGACUGCAGCUACAAGAAUCUAGGAGCUCCCGCAGCAGCAUGGCAGUAAAAAAGCAAGGCCUGGUAUUUCUGUUGGCUUGCGUGUCCCUUGUCAGCACUUCCCAGUUCCACAAAUCUCCACCUCCAUCUUUCAAUGGUUGCUACAAAGGUCGCAGUGAUGGCUCUAUCAAUGUGCAGGCCGUGUUUGACCAAGGAGGAGUGAGGGGAUAUGUUCAGUUCUACCAGCCGACACGAGGUGCCCCAACUGAGGUGAACGUCAACUUGGAAGGUCUUGAUCAGUUCAGUGGGACUUAUCCAUGGCACGCACAUGAUUUACCUGUCCGAAAUGCUUUGUUAAAAGAUUUCCCAUGUUCCCGAAUUGAAAUAGGCGGACAUUAUGAUCCAAACAACGUUGGGGAUGACCAAGACUACCGAGUUAAUUGCAAUCAACAGAACCGCACAGCAUGUGAAGUCGGUGAUUUUGGAAGGAAACUUGGUCGUCUUCGAAAUGAUCGUCAGCAGCAAUUUUUUGUAGAUGAAACUUUGGACCUGUAUGGCCCACAAUCGAUUGUUGGUCGAUCACUAGUUAUCCAUUACCCGGAAUCUCCAAACAAUAGGUUUAUAUGUGCAAACGUUGAGCCAGUUGGUUGCAGAGUGAAAAAUUUGAGGGCUGCUUUUGAUAAUGGUGUUCUUCAAGGGGAAAUUGUGAUCCGUCAUGUAGCUGGCCAAGACAGUGCCAAGAUCUUUGUCGACCUAGUGCAAGUGGUCGGUGAUACUACGGCAGUCAGGGACAGGACAUGGAGUCUUCAUUUCGGGCAACCUGACUCUGGAAACUCCUGCAAUGGAUUGAGAGAUGCGGUUGCUGGUGACUCAGACCUACACACCUUCCCAGACUGUACGAUGGAAGAACACAGACUCUGUCGAUUUGGAGACUUGGUUGCAAAAUGUGGGCCUCUACAACAAGUGGAUGGUCGUAUGCGUCUUUGUUGUACUGACACUCAGCUUGGGCUCAUCCCAUUAUCCACACUUUUCUCUCCCGCCAAUAACCAUUUCAUAUCUGUCCGAGUAGGAGGUCUGGAUUCUGCGCCUGAUGCAUGUGCUCGAUUUGAUAAGGUUGCCCCCCAAGUGGCUAAGGCUAAAUUCUCUGGCAAGGACAUCUUUGGUUCAGUCAUUUUCUAUCAAACAAGUCCUCUCGACCGUACGUUCAUUCAGCCACAUAUCCAAUCGAUUCGCCGAAGGAAUAUUUCACUCAUAAUCCGUGAAGGGAUGGUUAGCGAUCCUAAAAAUUGUUCUGCAGAUGCUCUUGGGGCCAUCUUCUCCAAACCUACUGGAUCGAUUUUCAGCAGACCUCUUUCUAGCAACAAUAUCAAAACUGGCGAUGCUUUCUUGAUUGGGAACCUUGGCUCUGCUAUUCCAAUAGCCCCAGGUUCUCAAAAUCAGUUUGAUCGUUCCUCUUCCCACUACGUCCCUGUGUUUGGCCCACACACGAUUGUCGGCCACUCUCUAGUCGUGGUUCAGGAUGUUGAUGGUGUCGCAGUUCCUCUAGCUUGUGGAAACAUUGAACGCCUAAGUAACUACCCAAGUGGAAUUUUUGCAUCGUUCACCGGCUAUCAGAACACAAAUGCCUAAGCAGCUGUAGUAGUUCACUAUACAUACAUUAUGUCAUUUGUGUGAUACAUAUAAUUAUUGUGUUUGUUUGUACAUUUUGAAAACAUCAA